CUGCGCCGUCUUCGCCUCUUCACCGCCACAGUCCACAUCUCCCUCUGGCUCCAUCCCACAUCCUCCAUCGUGGGCUAUGUCUUAGAUGGUGACUGCCGCUGUUCUCCGAGCAACGCCAAGCUUGUCGUAACUCUCCAUCUCCUUCCACAAGCUUGGCACCGUGAAGGGAUCGACGGAGAAGAAGAUGGCCCUCCUCACCUUCCCGGCAAAGAUGACGACCUGUCUCCCCUUCCUACACUGGCCAUCCUCCCCUUCCCGGCGACGACGACGACGAAGAAUCUCAGGUAG
Molecule: messenger RNA, 288 nt
Organism: Linum tenue
Lineage: Eukaryota; Viridiplantae; Streptophyta; Magnoliopsida; Malpighiales; Linaceae
Source: the annotation of a GenBank genome assembly